GCCGUUCUGUGUUAUCAGAAAUUAAAAAUAAACAAAGGGAUUACACAAUUUCUAAGCAAUAUUCCAUACAGUAAUCGUUUAAAUGUUUACAGUUGGUGGUUUCGACAAGUGUCCCCAUUUCUUUUACAAAUAAGUAAAUUAAAAGACAUAUAACAAGACCCACACAAAGGCGGGUUUCCCUCCCUCCAAUCACUCUAAUGUCAUACGGCACUUUCUUUGUUGUUAAUUCAAUUUACCCACACACAGGGGAAGCGAAAUCACCUUCAUCGGUGGUGCAUACCCGUGCAUCACUUCCUGCUUUCAGUGCCUGCGAGAAUAGAUUGCUUGUAUCAAAUUCGAUCCCCAGUUCGGACGGAGGUGUAACAGCUGUGAUAGUGCUAGGGAAGCUGCAGGAACGGACAUACACACAUCGGAUGCAAGUGGGUGUUGAAGCAAAGCGUUGUCUAUAAAUGGCCCCGAUAGCAUAGAGUGCAACGUCCCCUCCCACUGCACCGCAAAGCCAUUGUUGUUUAUGUUUACGUGUGUGUGAUUUUUUCCCUCUCUUCUGCUGUGCCUCUUUGCUGGGAAUAAACCAUCCAUUCCAGUGCAUCCCGUGGUCGUGGGGCGUAGAAUGGCCAUGGAGAACGGGACGGAAUCCAUCGAGGACGAUCUGGAUAGCAGCGCGACGGAAGCGUUUGACCAAAGUACGUUGAGCAUGAAGCAACAAACCAAGGGCACCGUGCAAGACAUUUGGCAACGGCCCACUAGACGACCGCUGCCGAAUGCUGGCGAUGUGGUGCUGUGCUUCGAGAUUCCGCUCGCACGCAUACUACCCACCGGAUCGGCAGCCAGCGAUGGACAGCCAGUGUCGGCGGCCGCCGGCAAAAAGUACGUCAUAUACGAGGUAAACGUGCGGAAGGAUGGCCCCGGGCCGGACCCGUACCCGACCAGCGUCGAGCGGCGCUACACCCACUUCCUGAAGCUGUACGAGGGGCUGCGGAAGGAUCAGCCCGCCCAGCUGCAGACGGUCUGCUUCCCGAAGAAGGUGCUGAUGGGGAACUUUACCGCCGAGCUGAUCGGUGAGCGCAGUGCCGCGUUCGAGUGCUUUCUCGACCAUAUCGUAACCGUGCCUUCGCUGCGUGAUUCGCCCCACUUCCUGGAGUUUCUGCAGGGCGACGAGCUGCGCAACGCGUGUCAAUUGCUGGACGAGCGGCGCAACGAGCUGGCGGUGCCGCUGCUCGAGAACUGCUUCCGGCUGCUGAACAAAAUCUUUCUGGACAAAUCGAAGUGUGUGCUGCUGCUGCUGUGCCGGUUGGUGGCUGCCUGCACUACCUCACCGAUACCGCACCCGUCCGCGGAACAGUGGGCCGAGCUGGCGCUGCGCCGGUACGAGCACGUGUGCGAUACGGAGCUGCUGGUGCUGUACAUUCCGCUGCUGCAGACGUGUCUGCAUCUCUGGUGGCAGCGGGGCCGCGACCGUACCCUGCUGGAGGAGCGGCUGAGCGAGAUGGGCAAGAAGGGUAUCAAGGUGAAGGGUGGGCCGACCCUUGCCCAGGCCAUACACGCGUUGGAUCCGCGGGCGGAGACGAUCUAACCCCAACCCAAGCAAGCAAGCAAGCAAGCAUACAAACCAACAAAAAGCAAUUUUGCAAAUGAUCAUCACAAGUGCAUCAAACCUUUACAUCACACAAACGAUGAGACUAAGCUUUUCCAUCUGUUUUUCGUUGUAAUUUUAUUCGUCCGUCUUAGGUUAAAAACACAUUUAGUUGGGGUUGUUUUUUUUUUUAAAUUAGUAUAUUUAAUAUUUUCAUAGUGCAAAACAAUGGUGCGCUUUUAACGCUUGUCGGCGUACAUUUGAGUGCCGCGAGCGGGCUUUGCAUUUUUUUUUUACUUUCGCAAUUGUGAUCGUGAUUGUUGGAGCUAUCGUAGAAGAGAGAAUUUUUAGAAGGCAAACGUUUAACUAUACAUUUACUUUUAUUUGUCACAGGCUUGGACAAUUUUAUAAAUAAAUUAUGCGAAGAAGUA
Anopheles gambiae (African malaria mosquito) is the source of this 2004-nucleotide messenger RNA. RefSeq names its product sorting nexin-21 (gene Snx21). The transcript is spliced from 2 exons. The coding region runs from base 611 to 1573 and encodes 320 amino acids. Gene Ontology annotation, cellular component: early endosome membrane. The record is from RefSeq and is a predicted model, not a curated record. Gene Ontology annotation, biological process: protein transport. Lineage: Eukaryota; Metazoa; Arthropoda; Insecta; Diptera; Culicidae. Gene Ontology annotation, molecular function: phosphatidylinositol phosphate binding.